GCCCGCGUCGUCCUACUGAUAGACACCUCAUCCCCACACUGCACCCCAACAUGGCUUCUCAACCCACUGCGAUUCUCUCCGUCUACAACAAGACCGGCCUCCUGGAGCUGGCAAAGGCCCUCCAUGCCAAGGGCGUCAAGCUUCUUGGCUCGGGAGGAACAGCCAAGAUGGUCCGUGAAGCUGGAAUCGACAUUGGAGAUGUAUCUGAUAUCACCAAGGCCCCCGAGAUGCUCGGUGGUCGCGUCAAGACCCUCCACCCCGCCGUGCAUGGAGGCAUCCUGGCUCAGACUUCAAAGGACUCGGACGUGCAGGAUCUCCAAAAGCAAGGCUACAGCCCCAUUGACAUCGUCGUGUGCAACCUCUACCCCUUUGAGGAGACCAUCGCCAGAGAUCCCACCCCUACGCUGGCUCAGGCCGUCGAGGAGGUAGACAUCGGAGGUGUCACCCUGCUGCGAGCAGCCGCCAAGAACCACGAGCGAGUCUGGGUCCUUUCCGACCCCAAGGACUACUCCACCUUCCUCGAGUCUUGGUCUGCCGGCGGAUCCGCCGCUGAGACUCAAAGGAACGUCCUCGCCCUCAAGGCCUUCGCCCACACUGCCAACUACGACAAUGCCAUCUCCGACUACUUCCGCAAGCAGUACGCUUCGCCUGCUGCCGCCGUCACCCAGCAGCUACCCCUGCGAUACGGAGCCAACCCCCACCAGAAGCCGGCUCAGGCUUUCGUCACCCACGGUGAGAUGCCCGUCAAGGCUCUUUCCGGAUCGCCAGGCUACAUCAACUUGCUGGACUCGCUCAAUGCCUGGGCGCUGGUAAAGGAGCUGCAUGAGGCCACUGGCCUGCCUGCUGCUGCCUCGUUCAAGCACGUCUCGCCCGCCGGAGCCGCUGUGGCUACUCCUUUGACCAAGGAAGAAGCUCGUGCUUGCUUCGUCGAUGACCUGGGCUCGCUCACUCCCCUCGCAACCGCCUAUGCUCGUGCUCGUGGUGCUGACAGGAUGUCAUCCUUUGGAGACAUCAUCGGUCUCUCCACCAUUGUGGACGAGCAGACCGCCCGAAUCAUCUCGCGUGAGGUCUCAGACGGUGUCAUUGCCCCCGGCUACGAGCCAGCAGCUCUGGAAGUCCUCUCCAAGAAGAAGGGCGGAAAGUACUGUGUUCUGCAAAUCGAUGCCAACUACGAGCCUGACCUGCUGGAAACCCGUCAGGUGUACGGAAUCUCAAUGCAGCAGAGGAGGAACGACGUCAAGAUCCACAAGGGUCUCUUCACCAAUGUCGUCUCUGCCAAGAAGGACAUUCCCGACUCGGCUCUGCUGGAUCUGACCGUGGCCACUCUGGCCCUCAAGUACACUCAGUCCAAUUCGGUCUGCUACGCCCUGCACGGCCAGGUCAUCGGCCUCGGCGCUGGUCAGCAAUCGCGCAUCCACUGCACUCGUCUGGCAGGAAGCAAAGCCGACAAUUGGUGGAUGAGGCAGCACCCACGUGUGCUUGGUCUUCCUUUCAAGAAGGGUACCAAGCGCCCUGAGAAGUCAAAUGCCAUUGACGUCUUCGUAGAGGGAAUCAUCGAUGCUCCCUCCAUGAGCGGUACGACGGAGCGCUCUCAAUGGGAGUCUCUCUUCGACGAGAUCCCUGCUCCUCUCACGGGCGAAGAAAAGGCACAGUGGGCUCUACAACUCAAGGAGGUGGUGUGUGGCUCAGACGCCUUCUUCCCCUUUGACGACAAUGUUCACCGAUGCGCCCGGUCUGGAGUGAGGUACAUUGCUGCACCUGGAGGAUCGGUCAUGGAUGAGGCUUGCAUCAAGGCGGCUGAUGAGCAUGAGAUCAGGGUCGCCAGGACGGAGCUGAGGCUGUUCCACCACUAGGCGGAGAGGGAUGAGGAGGCAAGGGAUGAAGAUUCAGUAGAGUGUGGUUAGCAAGUUCUGUGUUUCUUUUGGCCCCAAACAUCAAGGACAUCACAGUCGUGCGAGGUCAUGUGAUGUGAUGUGGGAUUAGAUAUAGAUUAUCGCUUCUGCAUUGGUGAUGCCGAGAAUCAGCC
This is a messenger RNA of Microstroma glucosiphilum, 2026 nucleotides long. Its product is annotated as AICARFT/IMPCHase bienzyme. Gene Ontology annotation, biological process: 'de novo' IMP biosynthetic process. Gene Ontology annotation, cellular component: cytosol. NCBI's taxonomy places the organism in Eukaryota, Fungi, Basidiomycota, Exobasidiomycetes, Microstromatales, Microstromataceae. The record is from RefSeq and is a predicted model, not a curated record. The transcript is spliced from 2 exons. Gene Ontology annotation, molecular function: IMP cyclohydrolase activity; phosphoribosylaminoimidazolecarboxamide formyltransferase activity. Bases 51 to 1853 code for a protein of 600 amino acids.